Rhopilema esculentum is the source of this 2082-nucleotide messenger RNA. Its product is annotated as uracil phosphoribosyltransferase homolog. Lineage: Eukaryota; Metazoa; Cnidaria; Scyphozoa; Rhizostomeae; Rhizostomatidae. The record is from RefSeq and is a predicted model, not a curated record.
GGAUGAGGUUGCCGUGAAGGAGCAUUGUCAGUAGUAAACAGUUCGAAGUCGGUGGAACACGAGCGCACGUGCUUCAACGCAAACGAAAAGUUCACAGGCCAACUGUAUCAAAAAAGAAGCAAUAAAAUGCCUUCAACAGUAGAAGUACCGAAAAAUGAAAACAGGGAACGCGAAGAAAAGCCAAAUAUUGUGAACGAGCAUCUAGUGGUAAAUGGCUCGCCAAAAAUUGGUAUCUCGACACCCGUUCUCCUAGUACAAAAUGGUGCCUGUGGUGCUGAAGAUGAUGAGAAAAUAAGUGCAUGCGAAGCAGCAAAUAAACAGUUGAAGGAUAUUUUGCAAGAAUUCGAACACAGGCUUAAAUUGCUGAGAGUCAACGAUCAAGUAAGAGAGCUACAAACAACUCUUCGGGACAGGGAAACAACUCGAAGUGAGUUUAUUUUCUAUGCUGAUCGACUGAUCCGGCUCGUUGUUGAAGAGGGUUUAAAUCAAUUACCAUUUGAUGAGUGCUGUGUAAAAACACCAACAGGUGCAAGUUAUGUAGGGUUAAAGUUUAGAAGAGGGAUAUGUGGCGUGAGCAUUGUUAGAAGUGGAGAGGCAAUGGAAAAAGGGUUAAGAGAAUGCUGCAGAUCAAUAAGAAUCGGUAAAGUUUUAAUCAAGAGUGAGGAAGAAUCAGGAAAACAAGAGGUAUGUUACGCCAGAUUCCCACCAGACAUCGAUCAAAGAAGGGUCUUCCUGAUGUAUCCACUGCUAAACAGCGGAAAUACGGUGUCGGCUGCAGUUGAUGUUCUCGUGGAUUCUGGUGUCGAUGAAGAAAAGAUUAUUAUUCUUACAUUGUUUGCAACUUACCACGGAGUCACCAAUGUCUUAGGUAAAUACAAAAAGCUGAUUCUUUUGACGACAGAAGUAUAUAAUGAAGUGCCAACUCAGUUUGGAAGAAAAUACUUUGGAACUGAUUAGCAAAGGAACAUAUGCCUGUGCCAGGGAACAUAUGAAGCUUGGAUUCAUCCAGUAUUUAUUUAUUUGCAAUAUUGUUAUUGUUUAUCAUUAAAAUCAGAUUUUUACAAUAUUAUUUGUUUUGCUAAUGCAGAGUUUCUAAGCAAGGCUUGAAGGUGGACAGGCGAAAUAUAGUUAAUGCUUACGUUUAUAAGUAGCUUUUAGUAAUAAUCAAAAUUGAUAGUUAGAAUCUUUAAAUAUGGGUCUGCAUCUUGGUAUGACGUAAGUAAAAGUGACGAUCAAGAAACAUGAAGCUUUUCUUAGAAAUGAGAUGUGGUCGAAUAGAUUUUAUAAGGUCUUAAUGCAAAUAAGGGAACUUGAUUCAGAUACAUAUAAAUACAAAUAAAUAUGGUUUAUUGUACAAAUAGUAGAUCCAUGGAUUCUGGAUCCGCGUGGCCCUGUUCAAACGCAGUGUCGUGGCAUUGGAAGUUAACACGGUUUUACACAGUGUAACCCGUGGUUAGUUGUUGUUAUUGUAGAACGUGUUAUUUUAUCUGUUUACCAGGUAUAAUUGUUCUUGCUUCAAGGUUUGCGCUGAACGUAGAUGCAACAUUGGAAGUUAAAAAACGGUGUUACACAGUGUAACCCGUGGUUAGUUGUUGUUAUUGUAGAACGUGUUAUUGUAUCUGUUUACCAGGUAUAAUUGUUCUUGCUUCAAGGUUUGCGCUGAACGUAGAUGCAACAUUGGAAGUUAAAAAACGGUGUUACACAGUGUAACCCGUGGUUAGUUGUUGUUAUUGUAGAACGUGUUAUUGUAUCUGUUUACCAGGUAUAAUUGUUCUUGCUUCAAGGUUUGCGCUGAACGUAGAUGCAACAUGCAACUUUUGUGUGCGAUCUUGAUCACUUGCAUUUCGAUUUGUAGUUGCUUGUAUUGAUAUCCAUUACAGGAGAUUACGUAUAGCGGGCAUUUAGAACACGCAUGUCGUUAACCAAUGUACACGCAUGUACUUGGUUUUAGAAAAUUAUAACUAAUUCAAUAUGGUAUCAAAUAGUAAUCUUGUUUAGCGCUUUAACCUAUCAAUUUGCUUUAUUCGCGUAAACGCUUGUGACGUCAUUGGAUAUUUGCUCACCAUGCUUCGUGCUGCCAUA